AUGCCCCUAUUUCGGGAUCCUGAUCGGCGGCGUCAUUAUCAACGGUCACCGGACUGUGAACAGGACGAACAACCGACAAUGGGGUCCUCAUCAUCCCAUCCAAAUGAGCACAGUCGCCGUGGAAUCGGUGCUUCAGAGAUCUCUUUCAAUUCUAUGGACCCACAGCGACAAAACUCGCCCAAACCAUGGGCGAAUGAUCGAGAGGAGCUCAUACAUCGUAUCAAAGAAUCUUCCCCGUGGAAAGAUCAACAUGUGUCUCCAGCAAGAGAGAGCAACAAUUUAAUUGCUUCUUCAGCAUCACCCAAACACUCCCCAACUGUGGUAAGAGGGCAAGAGAGCUGCUCUCUUAGUCAAGAACAUCAUAUCAACGCGACAGCGGAACUGGGAUCGCCGGCCGAUAUCCAGAGACCCCGAUCAGCGUUACAUUCGGGCGACUUUAGAGAAGGCGCUACAGAUCCCCAUGCUCCCCAUUCUGCUGAAUCUCCUUUCGCUGGGCGAAGGGACGCUUCUUCCUUUGCUCAUCUAAGCUUGUCUCCCACUACUCCCUGGUUUGGAGCACCGGGCUUCUCGCAGGAUUUACAACUAAAAACUCCGUCAAAUGACCAUACUCGGUCCGAUAUUAUUGUGAAUGCUCGGUCUCGUACACCUUCACUGGGCUCCUUCUCAUCAAGUUACGUACUGAAGGCUCCUACCAGCCCUCUGGUACACCAAGCAAAUAACACUGACCUGGACUUCUCGUCUCAUGUUGAUCAUGUGGAUGUUCCGGGGCCCGUGGAGAGAGCAAACCGUCGGCGUACUUUGCCUCCGGAGACUUUUGGGAAUCUCCAGUUCUCCCCGCCAAACCACCAAGUGAUCGGUCUUGGUAGUCCAUGUUCAUAUACACGGCAACAGGAUAUUUUUACCAACCAAGGGUCUUCACCUCGUCGGACAUUGACAUCAGCAUACAGUCUUCAGCUCGCACCCUCACCCGGGGGGCAGGUCCCACCGUCGCGAGUCAGAAGGCCAUCUUUCGCCUUUGAAAUCUCAGCAAAUCACCAUGCACCAAUGGUUGGAUCUUACGAGGAAUCGAUCUUGCGUGGUCGGAUGUCUAUGAAUCCUUCCAAGCCGCUGGAUUUCACGGCUCAGAUCGGUGUACUGGGCAAGGGAAAAUGCAAAGGUCAUCUCAGAUGUCCACCACACGUUACAGUGCCAUUCCCAGUUGUUUUCUACAGCUAUCCGACCUCGGGAUGCGGCCGCUCAAUCUCAGACGACAAUCCAAGUCCCUAUGUAGGCCAGAUCGACCUAGAGAAUUCGCUUCCACAAGAGAACUCGACUCCUACCCGGCGUCGAAGGCCACAUGCAAGUCCGACUGAACCUAGUGAAGGCGCAUCGGCCACAGCUGGAGCAAGUACUACUCGCAUGUCUGAUGCCGAGGCACGACGCCACCGGGAAAAGAAAAGCCGCAGGUCGGAGUCUCCCAAAUGCCCACCGGGAGGAUCUUAUCGAAUCCCGCAGCAAGGUCAGCUACAGAUUAUUAUCAAGAAUCCGCACAAGACUGCCGUCAAGCUGUUCCUGGUCCCGUAUGACUUAGGCGACAUGGAACCUGGCACAAAAACCUUUAUUCGACAACGCAGCUAUUCGGCAGGCCCGAUCAUUGAUAUGCCGCUCAGUGCACGAAAGAACUUUGGAACUGAUCGCCCAGAAGCUUCCUUGAAUGCCACAGAAGAUCCUCAGGACAAACCCACUUUGCGAUACCUCAUCCAUCUCAAUAUCUGUUGUCCUGCGCGUGGUCGCUUUUACCUGCAUUCGACCAUUCGAGUAGUAUUCGCAAACCGUGUCCCGGACGGCAAGGAGAAACUACGCAACGAGAUCCAGAUUCCCGAGCCUCGAUACACUCCAUACAAGCCCUCGCGAGAGUCUUCGCUUUCGAGCACUUCAAGCACAAACGCGCGUCUCGCAGUUGAACAGGCAUCCCGCAGGCGAAGUCUGGGCCAAGGAGCGAUUCCCCAUCCCCGUCCGCACGUGUCAUCUCCCAAUGACCUGCCCCCGCACCAGGGCCUACGAAGAUCCAUAGAUCUUACACAUGGCCCCGAAAACACUCCCCCCUCGGAUAGUACAUCUCUCUACAAUAAAUUCACCAUGGGCGAUGUGAGUUACGGAGGACAAUCUCCUACCUCAAGCCCAAGCCGCCCAGAACCUGGCGAGAGCCUCCUCGCCAAGAGACUCCGAGGCCUUGACGUGCACAGACACGAGUCAACAGUAGACGAGCGACACCCAUCCAAAGCGGGCUUUUACGAUCGCUCUCCCACCCGUGACCACCAUCCUCGCUGA
Messenger RNA from Penicillium paradoxum, 2310 nucleotides. RefSeq lists its product as uncharacterized. The record is from RefSeq and is a predicted model, not a curated record. Lineage: Eukaryota; Fungi; Ascomycota; Eurotiomycetes; Eurotiales; Aspergillaceae. The transcript is spliced from 2 exons. Bases 1 to 2310 code for a protein of 769 amino acids.